This is a messenger RNA of Anthostomella pinea, 1659 nucleotides long. The record is from the annotation of a GenBank genome assembly. Lineage: Eukaryota; Fungi; Ascomycota; Sordariomycetes; Xylariales; Xylariaceae.
AUGUUUGCCUUUGUGGCUGUUGCCGCCAAGGUCACAUCUCAGAGCGUCAGUACCUAUGUCAACCCAGCAGUACCGACAGGGGAGCCGGUCCCUGGGGACUACACGGGGCCUCUGCGGCCUCAGAUACACUUCUCGCCGCCACAGAACUUCAUGAACGACCCAAACGGGAUGUUCCUCGACGCCAAUGGCACCUGGCAUCUCUACUACCAAUACAACCCGACCGGCAUAGUCGGUGGCAACCAACACUGGGGCCACGCAACGUCCACCGAUUUCUACCACUGGGUGAAUCAGCCCAUCGCACUGUUCCCGCCCGAGGAGACGGUCUACGUGUUCUCUGGCAGCGCCGUCGUGGAUGUCAACAACACCUCGGGCUUCUUCCCUGACCAGGACAACGGUGUCGUGGCCAUCUUCACUCUGGCGCACGGGUAUUACGGCCCGCAGACGCAAAACAUUGCGUACUCACAUGAUGGCGGCUACACGUUCGAGUACUACGACGGAAAUCCGGUGAUCGCUAGCAACAGCAGCCAGUUCCGCGAUCCCAAGGUCAUACGCUACGAUGACUACUGCGUCGCCGUAAUCGCGUACUCUCAGGAGUUCGUGGUCGGUAUAUACAACAGCCCCGACUUGAAGAACUGGACACUCGCCUCCAACUUCGCGCGGCAUGGGCUCCUCGGCGCUCAAUACGAGUGCCCCAACCUAGUGAAGAUGCCGGUGCGAGACAGCAACGGGUCCAUGGUGGAUUCGAAAUACGUCCUGGCCAUCUCAAUCCAGCCGGGGGCACCGCUAGGAGGAUCGAUCACUGAGUACUUCCCCGGCGACUUCAACGGCACCCACUUCACUCCGCUGGGUUCUGCCACGCGCCUCACAGACUUCGCGAAGGACAACUAUGCAGCGCAGUUCUUCCACGGUAUCCCGGACGCGCAAAAUGCCACAGUACCGACGGGAAUUCUGGAAGGAUGGAGAAGCGUGACCACACUUCCGCGGGACAACUACCUGAAGAAUGCCACGCGGAUUGGGCUGGUCAUGGCCAAUGAGCUUUGCGACUUGAGCCCCGUGCUGGACGCCUCCUUGAACCAGUCCACCAUUGGGAACGGCUCAGUGACAGUCGACUAUUCCACUGUUGACUCUGGCGCUCUAUACAUCGACGCCAACGUGACGGGAAUCAACACGACAUUGGUAACCCCGGAUUCCACAUUGAACCUUUCUUUCACCUCGCCGGCGUCGGGCGAAACGCUACAAUCUGGAUUCUUCUUUGGCGGAGACAACCCGUUCUUCAUCAACCGGGGUCUGAUUCGCGGCUUCGACAACGUCUUCUUCACAGACAAGUUCAGCACCGCCAACAUCUACAGCGACGGGUCGGGGAGCCUGGCUUCAUGGCGUAUGCAGGCUGUUAUCGAUCGAAGUAUUCUCGAGGUGUUCGUCAAUGGUGGUGAUCAGGCUGGGACGGUGCUGUUUUAUCCCACGCAACCCCUUAGCUUGCUGCACUUGGCCACGCGCGACUUGCCAACGGGAGCAAAGGUGAGUGUGUCGGUAUUGGCGCUGAAGAGUGCAUGGGCAGAGUACGAGAAUGAGCAGGGCACCGUUGUGGGGAAUGCUACCCGCACUACCAACUCGACCGGAAGACAGGACAUGAUCUACGAGACUGAGUUUUUGGUGUAA